CUAUACGAUAUAAUAUGCUAUACUCUUAAUAGUUUGUCAAUUUUUUUUUUGCUAAAAGUUUAAUAAGUAGUUAAAAAAUAGGAAGAAAAGUGUACUCCAGUGUAUUUUCAAGUUGAAUAUUGUAAAAGUUGAAGAACGAUCAUUUAUCUAGUAGCCGAAUAAUUACGUUUGGUUGUAUACGAUGGCAGCAAGCUAAGGUUGGAAUAAACCAUACAACCGCCAUUUUAAGAUUCUCAAUUGGUACAUGCACAACACAGAAUUGUGUUGCUUGAUAAAUUACCAGUGGAUAUUUUUUUUUGUUGGUUGCAUUAAAAAUGUCUUUAAGCAAAACAGUGGGCAGUCUUAAUAAAGGCAAUGCAAAAGAAAAAUCUACAUCUAAAGAAUCGAAUAACUUAGUUGUUCGUAUAGAUCAAGAUUCCGAUAAUAAUUUACAAGCAUUAUUUGACAGCGUAUUAAAUCCGACAGAGUCAAAAUGUCCACUUCAAGUGCCUUUCCGAAUGCGUCAACUCCCUGAGUCCUUCUUUAAACCACCUGCAACUGCAUCUCGAUCGCCUUCCGUUGCACAUUCACGAGCAAAUAGUGCUGAUUCUGCUUAUGACACUGGCUCACAACCAAAUGUUAGCCAAGGGAAUAUAUCAACAAGCUCUGUUGCCGCAGUUCCUGCGACAAUAACGCAACCCCAAGUUACAGCGAAUAGGCUCUCAAUUUCACAUUCGCGUGCGCAUAGUAGCCCAGCUUCGCUUCAACAAACAUAUAAUGUACAUAUAGGAAAUGUAAUGGAAACGAGUGCAUGCAUUCAAGAUGGAAUAGGGCCUGUUUUUACUACAGGAACCGUCCCAUUUCCUCCUAGCGUUAAUGCUGGUGCAGCAGUCCGCAUGGAGCAAGGAGAGCAGCCAGUGCCUAAGGAUGCCCCAAAUAUUCAGACAUUUCAUAUGAAACAAAGAUCUUAUGAUGUUGUGAGUACUAUACAAUUACAAAACGAACUAGGACCAUUGCCUCCGGGAUGGGAACAAGCGAAGACUAAUGAUGGUCAAAUUUAUUAUUUAAACCAUACUACAAAAUCAACGCAAUGGGAAGAUCCGAGAAUUCAGUUGAAACAGCAGAUAUUUCAAGACGGUCUUUCUCAUAAUGUAAAUUUAAAGGGCAAAGAAUCUGUUAAUUUGGCCGAUAACUUGGGUCCUCUACCAGAGGGAUGGGAACAAGCUUACACAGAAUCUGGAGAUGUUUAUUUUAUUAACCACGUAAAUCGAACAACAUCCUGGAAUGAUCCCCGAAUACCCGAUUUUUUGCAAAAACCGGUGAAAUCGCAAAAGCCCGGUCCUUCUUGGCUGAACAUUCAACAUAUCGAAAAGGAGCAGGAUUAUUUUAAACCAAGUUCUGAACAGAGUUCUUUGACUAGACAAAAUGGCAGUCUUCAAAUGGACCCAUUUUUAUCCGGUGACAAUCAUGCUCGGCAGGAAUCAAGUGAUAGCGGUUUGAGUUUAUCCUCAAAUACGUUUUCUACCACAGCGGAUUUAAUGCCGAAUAUUGAUGACAGUAUGGAUUGUAUAAGUGAAUCAGGUAGCCUAAAUGCCUUAAGUGGCAUAGAUUGCCCGGAUAAUCUUGUAUCUUCACUACAGCUUGAAGAUAAUAUUUGCAAUGAAAUGUUCAGUGAUGUUCACAGCAUGUUGAAUGCAUCUGCAACGAAGCCUGAUACUUUGGACUGGUAUAAGAUAAAUUAAAAUUUAGAAGAGCCUGAAAUAUAUAUUUAUAACAAAGUAUCGAACGUUUCGUCCUUUUGGAUUAUACAAGUUUUAUCCACAUAAUUUCAGCGGUAAUCAACUGAUGUUAAAUUUUAAGAAUAGUUGGAAAAUAAAUAUAUCUUUAUAACAAAACUUGAAAUGAA
Bactrocera tryoni is the source of this 1885-nucleotide messenger RNA. It is a transcript of the gene yki, whose product is annotated as transcriptional coactivator yorkie. NCBI's taxonomy places the organism in Eukaryota, Metazoa, Arthropoda, Insecta, Diptera, Tephritidae. The record is from RefSeq and is a predicted model, not a curated record. Gene Ontology annotation, cellular component: nucleus; cytoplasm. The transcript has 7 exons. Gene Ontology annotation, biological process: hippo signaling; positive regulation of transcription by RNA polymerase II. The coding region runs from base 315 to 1721 and encodes 468 amino acids. Gene Ontology annotation, molecular function: transcription coactivator activity; protein binding.